ACCACGAGAGGUCACGGAGAAGAGAGGAGGAGCGGCGGCGUCAGGGCCGGAGAUGUCGCUCUACAACUUCACGUACGUCCUCAUCGGCGACUCAGGUGUCGGUAAGACAUGCCUGCUUGUGCAGUUCCUCCACAAGGAGUUCCACCCUGUCGUUGAUUUCAACAUCGACACCGAGUGCGGGGACAAGAUGAUAACCAUCGACAACAAGCCCGCCAAGCUCCUGAUUUGGGACACGCCAGGCCGAAAUGCAUUCAGAUCGUUAACUACACCACUAUACGACGAGGCUGUCGGUGCUCUCUUGGUUUAUGACAUCACCAGGAGGGAGACUUUUAACCAUCUCACCAACUGGCUACAAGAUGCAAGGAAAUAUGCGCACCCUGGCAUGACAAUAAUGCUGAUUGGGAACAAAUGCGAUCUAUCUCACAGCCGUGCAGUGAGCUAUGAGGAAGGCGAGCAGUUUGCAAAGGACCAUGGCCUUCUCUUCAUGGAGGCAUCUGCAAAAACUGCACAGAAUGUUGCGGAGGGUUUCCUUCAGACUGCUGUAGCAAUAUACAAGAAAAUUCAGGAUCCUUCAUCCGAUCUAUAUAAUUAGGUAAUGUUUUACAAUUCAGUCAUAAUACUUAUGUAGCUGUCCAUUUUUAAUAAAAAGUUCUACCACCUAAGUUUCUCUGUGAUGAAGCAGAAAGGCCUUUCGACUGAUUCAAGACUGUUAUAUGAUCCUUAGGUUACGUUAUUUAAUAUUGCACGA
Triticum dicoccoides is the source of this 748-nucleotide messenger RNA. Its product is annotated as ras-related protein Rab-2-A-like. The transcript has 5 exons. Gene Ontology annotation, molecular function: GTP binding; GTPase activity. Bases 53 to 592 code for a protein of 179 amino acids. The record is from RefSeq and is a predicted model, not a curated record. Lineage: Eukaryota; Viridiplantae; Streptophyta; Magnoliopsida; Poales; Poaceae.